Colletotrichum higginsianum IMI 349063 is the source of this 1782-nucleotide messenger RNA. Its product is annotated as ImpB/mucB/samB family protein. Lineage: Eukaryota; Fungi; Ascomycota; Sordariomycetes; Glomerellales; Glomerellaceae. The coding region runs from base 1 to 1782 and encodes 593 amino acids. The record is from RefSeq and is a predicted model, not a curated record. Gene Ontology annotation, molecular function: damaged DNA binding; DNA-directed DNA polymerase activity. The transcript has a single exon. Gene Ontology annotation, biological process: error-prone translesion synthesis; response to radiation. Gene Ontology annotation, cellular component: nucleus; replication fork; site of double-strand break.
AUGUGCACUCCCAACGUUGCACUCCCGGCUGAUUCGGCCGAUCCGAUGGCGGCGUGUUCGCAGUUCACCCAUUACGAUUUGCACCUUUUGGCCCAGUCUUCGCCAGAGUCACCUCUUCGAGUAGUCGCACUCGUUGAUUACGACUCUUUUUACGCCCAAUAUGAAGCAGUUCGACUUGGGCUUCCUGCUUCUCAGCCUCUAGCCGUUCGUCAAUGGAACGCCAUCAUAGCGCUCAACUACCCCGCUAAGCAGCAUGGUCUCAAGAGAGGAAUUUCAGUGGAUGAAGCUCGCCGUCUUUGUCCAGGCAUCACAAUUCAACACAUUCCAACUUGGAGGGAGGGCGAUGACCAGUGGAGGUACAGAGAGGAUGUACUGGACCACUUGACAACGGAUAAGGCCUCAUUGGACCCUUAUCGCCAUAUGUCGCGAAAGACCAUCCAACUUGUCAGGGAUCUUUUCCCUGCCAGCCCCGAUCCGAUAAUCGAGAGGGCUAGCGUAGACGAGUUCUACCUCGAUCUCUCGACACAAGUCUACCGCACCCUUCUUGACCGUUUUCCCGACAUAACAUCCGAUACCAUCUCUACGCAAAAGCUACCACUGCCUGCUGUCAAGAACCCUCUCAACUGGCAAAUGGAUAGGGUCAUGAACCCACCAGAAAGAGGCGACCAUGGUGAGUCUCCUGACUGGGACGACGUAGCACUGAGCGUUGGUGCCGACAUCGUACGCAACAUCCGUGAACAUAUCAAACAACGACUGCGACUCACAACUUCUGCUGGUGUCAGCCACAACAAACUACUCGCCAAAGUCGCAUCCCGUAUGCAGAAGCCAGCCGGCCAGACAGUGAUCAGAACCAAAUCCAUUGGAUCCGUUUUGUCGGCUCUCAAAGCCACAUCACUGCCUGGCCUUGGUCGACAGCUGGGCCAGAAAGCCGUUCAGGGCCUUGGUUCUGACAACAUCUUCGACUUACUCCAGGUGCCUCUGGCGACGAUGAUAACCCAGCUAGGGUCUGAACAAGGACACCGGGUCUAUGCAGCUAUACGCGGAGCUGACAGAGGGGCAGUCGUCCCACGAUGUCAGGUUCAAUCGCUGUUGUCGGCCAAAACAUUUGUACCACCGGUGGCAAGCCUGCAGCAAGCUAGCAAAUGGCUUCGAAUUUUUGCGGCGGAUCUAGAGGCCCGGCUUCACGAUCUUGACGUCAGUUCGGAUUUUCCGCGCCGGCCCAAGACAAUUGCAGUCCACCAUCAUGUCAGGGGACGGUUUGGCCCGACGAGAUCUAAGCAAGCACCGAUCGCGUUACAGACUAUGAUUAACCAGGAUACUCUCUUUGAUCUGUCGUACGCUUUGUUGACGGCACUUACGGCAGACGGCGAGUCUUGGCCGUGCCAGAGCAUAUCUGUCAGCCUGUUGAACAUGGACUCACGUGCCCCUGAGAAGGGGCGGAUCACAUCCUUUUUUGCUCCCAGCGCAGUUCACUCAUCCCAAAGGCGACGAAGAAGUAGUUCAGGGCCCGAGAUAAAUGUCGAAAACGAAAGGAAGAAGAAAAUGCGUAGCUCAAUUGAGCACUUGGAGCCUACAGAGAUGUCCGACACUUCAAGCAUCUCUGUGGUUGAUGGCCGAGGUACUAGUAGCGGGGUUCUAACAUCACCGUCUUUGCCUUGGAGAGAAUCACAGUAUGAGUGUCCAUUAUGCAAUGGGUCUGUUGAACCAGAAGACGUCCUUGAACACCUCGAUUGGCAUGUUGCAGAACAGAUUCAACAUCAAGAAAACGAACCUAAGAGAUAG